Actinia tenebrosa (Australian red waratah sea anemone) is the source of this 962-nucleotide messenger RNA. RefSeq lists its product as uncharacterized. NCBI's taxonomy places the organism in Eukaryota, Metazoa, Cnidaria, Anthozoa, Actiniaria, Actiniidae. The record is from RefSeq and is a predicted model, not a curated record.
UUAACAGGUUUUCUUUGAAUUUUAAGUUGUUUUUCGAAUUAAUUCGAAAAAAUGGGCCUCAGUGCGCAAAAGACGUUCAAACAGCAGGUGAAUAAUUUAGUAGAUGUCAUGAAAAAGAUGGGAAACCCUUUCCUGGAUGACUUCCCCGAGUUGGUUACACUGGAUAGCCAUGAUUGUGCACAUGAUGACGUAGCUAAGGCCGUGAUGAACCUUGACAGCCUUGGUCAGACCAAGUAUAAGGAAUAUGUCAAGGCAGUUAUAGAGGACCGAAAGACCUCCAUUCACGACACCAUUAAGAAGAACAAGAUUCCCCUUUUCAAGAAACAACCCCUGCGAGACAAAUCUAAACAGACAAAGAGAAUAGCUACACUGCAAAAUAAUGUUGCACUAUUUGCACAACUGUACAUCGCCAUGCAGAGACGUAAUGCUAACCUCGAGGAGUUCUUCAGCCAUGAAGUUCAACCAUUCCCUCCCUCCUUAUCAGAAUUCGGCAACCUUCGUCUACCAAGCGCUAAAUCGGAACUCCUCAAGUGCGUUAUUCCAUCGACUCAGCCGAGCCUCCCACGCAAUUUCACUGCAGCGUUCUAGACGGAGCUGUCAUGGUCCACUGCCCUCCCGUAACUGGUUCGAUCACCUUUGAUGAUUACACCCAUAAAGUCUUCAUCCCCCACCUAAGCAGCCAGAGAAGUAGAAGAGUGGACGUUGUCUGGGACAAAUACAUACAUGUACCUAAUAGUCUCAAGGAGUCCACCAGGGAGAAGAGAGGCAAAGGCGUUCGACGGAAAGUAGCUGGGGGUACUAAACUACCAUCCAACUGGUUGUCAUUCCUGCGUGACCCGUUAAACAAACAAGAGUUGUUUCAGUUCCUAUCGUUGAAGGUUGCUGGACAUAACUGGCCAGAAACGAAGACAAUCCACGUUACAUCAGGUACUUCUGUGAUUUCCAUUGGCUCUGUAACCGCU